GGUGUGACAGUCACUUUAAAAUCCACCUGUGCACAGAUACUCCUCAGUGCACACUCGGCAUCAGACAGAUUGCUUUCAACUCUUCAUCCUAGAAGGAGACGUUAAACCAAGGCCACCAUGUCUCUUAACUGGUUCAAUGACGACAGCCAUACAGUUUUCAGAGAGGUGGACCUCCACAGUGAGACCAACAACAAUGAGCACCACACUAGUGAAAUAUCAGUGGACCGGCUGAUUGUGAGACGAGGCCAGUCCUUCAAACUUACCCUCAAACUGGUUCAGCCUUUCAACCCCGGCUUUGAUCAGCUAACGAUGACUGCAGAAACUGGACAUUUUCCAUCAGAGGACAAGGGGACAAUGUCUCACUUUGGUUUCCCAGACAAAGUGCUUCAUUCAGGCUCUGCUAAGGCAGUUUGGAAGGCAGAGCUUCACAAGAGCUCUUCUCCUGAAACUGGAGUCUUGACUCUGAGCAUCACCCCCCCAGCUGACACUCCUAUAGGGGAAUACAAACUGACAGCCAAACUUCAGGACAAGGAGAAGAUGUUGGCCAACCUUUCUGUGCUUUUCAACCCAUGGAGUCCUGAUGACUGGGUGUUUAUGCCAAACGAGGCAGAGAGACAGGAGUAUGUGAUGAACGAGCAGGGAAUAAUCUACAGAGGAGGUGGAAACUACAUCGUUCCAAUGUCGUGGGACUAUGGACAGUUUGAACAGGGCAUGGUGGAAAUCUGUAUGAAGAUACUGGACCGCAACCUCAAACACUGGAUCAACCCAGCGGAUGAUGCUUCCGCACGCAGCGACCCCAUCUACGUCAGCCGAGUGGUCAGCGCCAUGAUUAACAGCUCUGAUGAAGGCGGCGUAGUGAUGGGAAACUGGAGCAGUAACUUCAAUGGUGGGGUGCCGCCCACUCACUGGAAUGGCAGCUAUGCCAUCCUGAAGCAGUGGUAUAAGACCUACUACCAGUCAGUCAAAUACGGCCAGUGCUGGGUGUUUGCCGGCGUCAUGUGUUCUGUGAUGCGUCUGCUGGGCAUUCCCUGCCGAGUCGUCACCAACUUCCAGUCGGCUCAUGACACCAACAAGAACCUGACCAUCGACAACUACUUUGAUUACAAUGGAGUCAGAGAGACGGGGACCAAUGACAGCAUCUGGAACUUCCACGUCUGGGUUGAGGGGUGGAUGAGACGACCAGACCUGGCAGAUGAUGGGAAAUAUGACGGCUGGCAAGUUGUGGAUCCAACUCCACAGGAAAGGAGUGACGGUCUUUUCUGUUGCGGUCCAGCGUCAGUGGCGGCCAUCCUGAAUGGAGAAACAGAUCUAAAAUACGACGUCCCAUUUGUCUUUUCUGAGGUCAACGCUGAUGCUGUUUACUGGCUGGUAAGAAAGAACGGAUCCAAGUUAAAAAUCUUUUCUGACACUGAUACAGUUGGUCAAUACAUUUCCACCAAGUCUGUUGGCUCAAACAAGCGGAUGGACAUCACGAACACCUAUAAGCACAGAGAAGGAACUGCAAAGGAAAGAAAUGUCUUCAGAUAUGCCUUAGACAAAAUCCAAAAUGGAGAUAUGCUGAUUCGAAAUGCUGCAGGCACUGAUGGGGAGUUCGUGAGCAGAACAUUGGAGAGGAGCCAUGAUGCUCCGGGAACUGACAUCGUCGCAAGUUCAGCUCCACAGCCACAGCUGCUGAUCCGAUUUGAAGAAGUGUCGAAGCCAGAGAAUGGAAAGGAUGUCAGUCUGAAGAUGAUUCUCAGCAAUGACUCCAGUUUCACCAGAACUUUUUCCGUCAACAUCAGCGUCCAAGCCAUGAAGUACACCGGCCAGCCGGCUGGCAACAUCCAGACUGAGGUCACGGAGCAGAAGAUGCUGCCUGAUAAAGAUCUGGUCAUCCCUAUUCUAGUCCCAUUCUCAACCUAUCACAAAUACAUGAUCCAAAGUAAGACCAUGGCUGUGUCAGCUGUUGUCACUGACCUACAAAAUGAAUAUAAUACAUACUUAGCAGCACACAGAGUUGUGCUCGCAAACCCCCCCAUCUCCAUCACCGUAUCUGGUGAGAGCAGGGUGAACGAGGAGAUGACAGCCGAGAUGGUCUUCAUGAACCCUGUCAAUGAGACGCUGAGAAACUGCUGCCUGAGUCUCUCUGGAAGUGGUCUCAUUAUCGGGGAGGAAACAGUAAAACUCCCAGACCUGCUGCCAAACAACAGAGUCUGUGUUCAGAUCGUCAUAGCUCCCUAUAAGAGCGGAGAGCGCACUCUAUUGGUCAACUUCAGCAGUGCCUCUUUAGGGGACAUCAAGACCAGCUGCAUCGUCAACAUCAAGCCUUGA
This is a messenger RNA of Cyprinodon tularosa, 2310 nucleotides long. RefSeq names its product protein-glutamine gamma-glutamyltransferase E-like. Gene Ontology annotation, molecular function: protein-glutamine gamma-glutamyltransferase activity. The coding region runs from base 118 to 2310 and encodes 730 amino acids. NCBI's taxonomy places the organism in Eukaryota, Metazoa, Chordata, Actinopteri, Cyprinodontiformes, Cyprinodontidae. The record is from RefSeq and is a predicted model, not a curated record. Gene Ontology annotation, biological process: peptide cross-linking. The transcript is spliced from 15 exons.